ACGCACGAAGAAGAACGAAAACAACAACGGUUUGGGAAGUGCACCGUCGAAAGGGUUAUGUACUUCCAGCAGUAUUCCUCGGCUCCGCCUGCCGCACUUCCAACAAAUGCGGCCGGAAGCUUCCCUGGCCAGCCUCUCCCAAUCGCCGCGCCUGGCGACCCGUACGUCCAACAGCCGCAGCUCGACGAACCUCGUCCAGAGUUGGCUCAGCCCACCGCUCCUGACGCUGCGUACCCAGAGCCAGGGCAGCAUAUUGACAGCCCGUAUCCCCUGGCGGUUCAGCGCGUCCCCAGUACCUAUCCCCAGCCACCACCACAGCCAGCUCUCGGAACCGUGGGCAUCGAACCUGGCCAAGGAUCCUAUGCUCCGGUUGCACUCGAUGCAGCUGUGCCGCAGCCGGCUCUGGCGUACACUGGCUCGGUGGACUGCCAAGCCGAGCCAUGGGGUGCCGGCCUGGCCGCCGAAUCCAUGACUCCCUACGUGGAGCCGCCUCCCGCCCGUGCCCGGCGCCGUCGAAUGGCGUCCCGGCCGGGCCGGACUCCUCCCGACUGGGUGUUCUGCCUCUCGGUGACCCUGGUGUUGCUGCUGGCAGUGCUGGUGGCCCUCGCUUACUUCUCGUACCGGAAGUUGCUCGCCCUGCGACGUCGAAUGCAUCGCCAUAUGCGGCACCUUGAGGCGACUACCAAGUUGUGGCAACCGUUGUAGAAGGCUUUGGCGUUUCUCAGAUGCGAACGCCUUGUCGGCUCGACAGGUUUCCGCUGUGCAUUAUUAAAAUUCGAGACGAUGGAUUCAUGUUA
Molecule: messenger RNA, 797 nt
Organism: Dermacentor albipictus
Lineage: Eukaryota; Metazoa; Arthropoda; Arachnida; Ixodida; Ixodidae
Source: RefSeq, a predicted model, not a curated record